AAGCACGAUUUGACAAAUGUACGAUCAAGUGCAACUAUCUAUAGUAAAUUUGACGGAGCCUCAAAUUACUGUGCUCAUAAUUCCACCAAAAAAAUAGAUGAAAUAUGGGUCCAGCAGCAACUCCAUGAUAGUUAUACAAGUGACAUUACAAAUGCUUGCUGUGUAGCAGGAACAAUGGAUCAGAGGGAUCCAUACUACAUUGGGCGUUACCAUUUUCUGCUUUACUGGAUCGUAGAGGAAUUAUUGAAGGAAUUGCAGGAUAGUAGGUUCAUAACAGUUAUGAAAAAAAUCUGCGAAGAAUUACAAAGGUUAAAUACUGAGAAUGAAAUUAAAAUUAUAUGCUCCGAUAUUAGUGAAAGUAUUUUAAAACAGAGGAAAAAAAUUUAUGAGUACUUUUGGGACUAUAAAGAGAUAAAGCAGCAAUUGGAGUCUGGUGCCCAGUAUUGUGAUUCGGAGUAUUGUAAUUACCUGAGUGAUAUACUUUCAACGUAUAGUACAGUGAACGAUACUUGUCCAGAAAGUGGUGACAACAGUAGUGAAUACUGCACCCAAUUUAGGAAGAUGUUUAUAGGAUAUGAUCAUAGCACGAUGCAAAACUUAAAAUCUAAAUUAGUGACGCAAACAAAAACUACGGUGGAUGCACAUAUCUCAUCGGAUUUAUCUUCCCAGCAGGACAUUCAACCCAUGGAAUGGAGGAAUUCAUCAUCUCCCACUGCAACUACCAUAUCCUCUGCAUUGGUCCCUACAAUUGGAAUACCUGCCAUCGCAUUUUUUUUAUAUAAGUAUACAAACUUAUUCUCUGGAAUACGUAACACUUUUCGUGGAAGCAACAAUCGAAGCAGAAGUGGAAGAAGUAAAAGAUUCACUGAACGCAACUUGGAUGCUUCCAUAACAACCGAAUCAACAUUCGGUUCCACUGAUACUUCUACACAUUAUUCAACAGACAAUUCUACCAUAUAUGAUAGACCACUUAAGGGAAGAGCAAAUAAUACACGUCAGAGGCAGAAAAAUAUUAGUUACUAUCCUACGUAA
Molecule: messenger RNA, 1032 nt
Organism: Plasmodium coatneyi
Lineage: Eukaryota; Apicomplexa; Aconoidasida; Haemosporida; Plasmodiidae
Product: Variable surface protein Vir7-like protein
Exons: 2
Source: RefSeq, a predicted model, not a curated record